Molecule: messenger RNA, 387 nt
Organism: Trichoderma gamsii
Lineage: Eukaryota; Fungi; Ascomycota; Sordariomycetes; Hypocreales; Hypocreaceae
Exons: 1
Coding region: 1-387 (128 amino acids)
Source: RefSeq, a predicted model, not a curated record
AUGUGUGUCAUCGACUCAACCACCUGCUCAUGCUCUCACGUCGAGAACAUCUACGCCGUUGAGUGCGGCACCGCAGGAAAUAGAUGCGCAAAGCAAAUUAACCACAGCAUAUCCGGCUCAGCAUGUCGAAAAUGUUUGGCAAACGUCGCGACAGAAGAGCGUAGAAUUGUAAUUGCCGACUUUUACGAUAACGUAAAGUUCUAUCUGACAAAUGCUCUCAAGAUAACCGACAAGUUUGAUCACGACGUGUUGGCGCCUCAGGUCCAGGAAAUCGUCAAAACCAUGGAGGAACAGAAGGCUUUCGCCCUGUUGGAGCUAGAGUUGAAGAUUGCGUGUGAGGCUCAGAAGAAGAAGGAGUAUCAUGAUGAUCCAUCUGUAUGGUUUUAG